AUGAAAAGAUUUGCUGCUGCGUUCUCUAAACAGCUAGCCAAACAGCAAGCAGAUCAACAUUAUUUGGCUUAUCCUUCCGAUAUGAAUACAGGUGAUGAAUCACCUUCCCUUGGUCCAAAUAGUGUCGAUCAAAAUUCCUCAUCAAUGAUGGAUGAUGAUGAUAUGGUCAUUACCUCUGAAAAUAAUAUCGGAACAAGUAGUAAUGGCAGAAAAUUACAAGAUAAAUAUUUAUCAUCAAUUGUGGAUGGAGAUGUUGAGAGUUUUGCUCCAACUAGAUCAUCUUCACCUCCAAUAGAACAUCAACAAAAGAAUACAAAACCCACCAACAACAAACCAAUAAUGGAAGAUGUAUCGAGUCCUAAAAAUAAUAGUAACCAACAACAAGAAGAAGGAAAACCAUCAACUGGAGAAGCUCUUGGAAGCGCUUUUAAAAGAUUGAAAACCAGAAAAAAGAAUCUUUCAUUUUCCAAGUUUUCAGGAAAUUUGAAAAAUAUUACAGUAAUGAAAAAGGGAGUUAUUGAGGAUUAUACAAGUGAUAUUGAGAGAGGUCAUGCUCUAUUAUUGGAAGCUUGUGAUGAAUUUUUUGAUAAGAGUGAGGCGCUCACUUUUCACACUUGUAAAGGUUCUGACCUUUUAAAAAGUAUAGGUGCAACAGCUAUUGACAAGGAAUUGGAUAAAAUUAUUUCUAAAAUUGAGGGAUCUCACUGGGAAUAUGGAUAUCAUUUAUUGGCAAUUGUUAUGGGUUAUGUUGGAACUCAAGGUUCUGGAGGAAGUACAUCUGUUGCAAAAGCAAAUUGUAAUAUUAUACUCGAAUCAAAUGCAUUGCCAACAAUUCUUAUGGCAUUUAAACAUCACGCAUUUGUAUUGGCUGACAUUCAAAUCAAAAGACUCAUAGAUACUGAGAAAUUUGAAAAGGAGUGUAAGGAAAAGGAAAAAUGGUUCAACCUUUACUCUAACAUUCUUUAUAUUUUCCUUACUAUGCAAUCUUGGAAUCCAUCUCAAGAUGUUCUAGAAGAAUUGAAGUAUGAUUUAUUUGAGAGAGGAGUUGUUAACAGAACCAAGUAUGGACAGAAACAAGAUUCUGAACACUUCUUUUUGGUUCUUGUGAAACUUGUUAAGAAAACUCUUUUCCAUGAAGUUAGUGAUAUUUACAAUAUUCAUAGUUUGAAAAAAUUGUGUAUGCUAAUGCACAAAACUCUUCAUAUUCUCUUCCUUUGUGACGUUGACAAUAUUCAAAAGAAGAAGGGAUACACAAAACUAACCAAGGUUUUAGAAAAAGAAAGAGCCAAGUCUCUCAAAUUGAAGGUGAGCACAGAAACCAAAGCUGCCUAUAUUAAGCAAAAUCAAGAUAAUAUUUCUUCAAAACUGGUUGAAGAAGCCAUCGAUAUCUAUAACAGAGCUCCUGAAAAGAAGGAAAAUAAUAAGACCAACGUAACUCUUCCAAGAGCUUUGAUAGAAUCUCCAAGUACAACUGAGACGUUAUACAGAUUAAUGAUUGAGGAUUUACCAGAUUUUGUUCUAACAAUUCUUACAUUGCUUGACAAGACCACAAAAGGUGAAUUAGGAACAGGAUUUGUUGGAACUGAACAAAAGAGAAGAUAUUGCAAUAUUUUAUUGAAAUCUAUUCUAUCAGUGGUUUUAUUGAUGAUUAAGAAUUGGAGAAAGAGUUGCCAAAUGCAAGCCAAAUACUUUAUUCACCUAUUGGAAGAGGCAGAUACUCAAGUGCUCUUAUUUAGACUUUUGGAUUUGGAGGUUAAGUCCUACAUUGUACAAGAUGAAUGUAAUGCUGACGUAAGUUUUAUGAGAGGCGAUCAAAGGAGCACCCAAUCUAGCACCAGUAGUAGUAAUAGUAGUAAUUUCCCUAAACCAAAUUGGAGAAAUGUUUAUGUUUUAACAGUAGCCUUAAGAAUUAUUCAUCAAAUGACAAAAGAUGAUCAAUAUUUAAUGUCAAAGUUAAUCAGAAAACACAAAAUGCAUAGAACUCUCAAAAAGGUACUUCAAGUUGAAGAUAUAGAAGCACUUUGUAAAUACUCUUGUAAAAUAUUGAAAAACUGUCUUCCUCAACUACCACUUAAAUGGAAGACAACAAAUAUGUUGGUUGUUAACAAUAUUUAUUUCCAUGUGAGACCAACCCUAACAGAUACAAGUUGGAUUCAAUCAUUGAAUGCAACAAUUCAAAUCUCUCAAUCAGAAUACCUUACAGAAAUGAAAAAGAUUCGUGAUAACAUUCAAAAUUUCCAUGCUGAUAACUAUUUCAAUUGGUGGAAGAGCUUUGGAUGGAGAUCAGUGGAUAUGGUUGCCAAAAUGAAGAGGCAAAACUCUGAAGAAUACGACCAUCUUGUAUUCUCUGAAGAUAAUGGUUUAUUUGGUGAAAACUAUGUCUCUUUCAUGUACAACUCUAUAGAACUGUCUGAUCAGGAUAAAAGGGAAGCUCUACUAUUAUAA
Naegleria gruberi is the source of this 2445-nucleotide messenger RNA. RefSeq lists its product as uncharacterized. Gene Ontology annotation, cellular component: cytosol. The transcript has 5 exons. Bases 1 to 2445 code for a protein of 814 amino acids. The record is from RefSeq and is a predicted model, not a curated record. Gene Ontology annotation, biological process: cytoskeleton organization. NCBI's taxonomy places the organism in Eukaryota, Heterolobosea, Eutetramitea, Acrasida, Naegleriidae.